AUGGAUGGCAUACCAUAUGCUAACUGUGUAGGCUGCUUGAUGUAUGCCAUGGUAUGCACAAGGCCUGACUUGGCCUAUGCCAUGAGCAUAGUAAGUCGAUUUGUUGCUGACCCUGGAAACCUGCACUGGGAUGCAGUAAAAUGGGUUAUGAGGUAUGUUAAAGGAUCUCUGAACAUGGGUUUGAUCUACAAAACUACAGAGAAAAGUGAAUGUGAGGUUGAAGGAUUUGUCGAUUCUGAUUAUGCGGGAUGCAUUGACACAAGGAGAUCACUGACAGGUUAUAUCUCCACAGCUUUAGGUGGAUGUAUCAGCUGGAAGUCAAACCUGCAGAAAGUUGUAGCUCUGUCAUCCACAGAGGCAGAGUACAUGGUUGCAACUGAGGCAAUAAAAGAGGCACUGUGGCUAAAAGGUCUCUCAAAAGAACUCGGGUUCAACUCUGAGGACAUGACUGUCCAUUGUGACAACCAAAGUGCUUUGCACUUAAUGAAAAAUCCUAUGUUCCAUGAUAGAUCAAAGCAUAUCGACAUCAAACUUCACUUUAUCAGAGAGAUCAUUGCCAAUGGAGAGGUUCAAGUGAAGAAAAUCUGCACUGACCACAACCCUGCAGACAUUUUUACAAAAUGUGUCACUCAAACCAAGUUUAGACACUGUCUGAACUUGGUCAACAUCAAGGAAAUUGAAUGA
Molecule: messenger RNA, 684 nt
Organism: Cannabis sativa
Lineage: Eukaryota; Viridiplantae; Streptophyta; Magnoliopsida; Rosales; Cannabaceae
Product: secreted RxLR effector protein 161-like
Exons: 1
Coding region: 1-684 (227 amino acids)
Source: RefSeq, a predicted model, not a curated record